Molecule: messenger RNA, 957 nt
Organism: Phacochoerus africanus (Common warthog)
Lineage: Eukaryota; Metazoa; Chordata; Mammalia; Artiodactyla; Suidae
Gene: TAS2R39
Product: taste 2 receptor member 39
Biological process (GO): detection of chemical stimulus involved in sensory perception of bitter taste; G protein-coupled receptor signaling pathway; sensory perception of taste
Cellular component (GO): membrane
Molecular function (GO): bitter taste receptor activity; G protein-coupled receptor activity
Source: RefSeq, a predicted model, not a curated record
AUGACCAAAACCAGCAGUCCCCCAGAAAACGAAUUAUCAUCUCACAUCAUUUUAAUUUUAAUCAUUAUAAGCGCUGAAUGCAUCAUUGGUAUCAUUGCAAAUGGGUUCAUUGCAGCUAUAAAUACAGCGGAAUGGAUUCAGAAUAAGGAAAUUUCCACAACUGGCAAGAUCCUGCUUUUCCUGAGUGUGUCCAGAAUAGCUCUACAGAGCUUCACGAUGCUAGAAAUUAACUUCAGUUCAACAUCCCCAAGCUUUUACAACCAAGACACUGUGUAUGAUACAUUCAAAGGAAGUUUCCUGUUCUUCAAUUACUGUAGCCUCUGGUUUGCUGCCUGGCUCAGCUUCUUCUACUUUGUGAAGAUUGCUGAUUUCUCCUACCCCCUUUUCCUUAAGCUGAAGUGGAGAAUUUCUGGAUUGAUGCCCUGGUUUCUGUGGUUGUCAGUGUUUAUUUCCUUGGGCCAUAGUGGAUUCUUCCUCAAAAACGUCUACACUGUGCAUUGUAACAAUUCUUCUGCUAUCCCCUCCUUCAACUCCACGAAGAAAAAUUACUUCAUUAAAACCAAUGUGAUCGACCUGGUUCUUCUCUUUAACACGGGGAUCGUCAUCCCUCUGACCAUGUUCAUCCUCGCAGCCACCCUGCUGAUCCUCUCUCUCAAGAGACACACCCAGCACAUGGAGAGCAGUACCACUGGCUCCAGGGACCCCAGCAUGGAGGCUCACAUGGGGGCCAUCAAAGCCAUCAGCUACUUUCUCAUUCUCUACAUUUUCAAUGCUGUCGCUCUUCUUCUCUAUAUGUCCAACGUCUUUGGCAUCAACAGUUUCUGGAAUGUUUUAUGCAAAAUCAUCCUGGCUACCUACCCUGCUGGCCACUCCAUCCUACUGAUUCGGGACAACCCUGGGUUGAGAAGAGCUUGGAAGCGGCUUCAGGCUCGAGUUCAUCUUUAUUUCAAAGAGUAG